Oncorhynchus gorbuscha (pink salmon) is the source of this 1783-nucleotide messenger RNA. Its product is annotated as zinc finger protein basonuclin-2-like. Gene Ontology annotation, cellular component: nucleus. The transcript has 8 exons. Gene Ontology annotation, biological process: regulation of DNA-templated transcription. Bases 107 to 1783 code for a protein of 558 amino acids. Lineage: Eukaryota; Metazoa; Chordata; Actinopteri; Salmoniformes; Salmonidae. The record is from RefSeq and is a predicted model, not a curated record.
UAUAUAUCAUUUUGUUAAUAAAGUUUUCAUGUUUGAAAUGGAAUAGAUAGUAUAUUCUGUUGUAAUAAUCUAUUUCUACAGUCUUAAAGGUCAAAGAUGGUGUAAUAUGGUGAAGAUGUCUCCCAACUUGGACCAGGUGAUCAGAUGUACCCAGGUGAACUGUACCUGUCAGUGUUUCAGACCAGCCAAGACCAACCUCAGGAUAUGUGACCACUGUAGACAUGGCUGGGUAGCUCAUGCAUUGGACAAGCUCUUCCAGCCCGCCCAGCCCCUGCUCUCUGCUACCCAAGUAGAGGUGGCCCAUCCUGGGGUAGUAUUUGACCUGGCCUCCCUGGUCCUUUAUGGAGCCACGGCUCUCCCCAUCAGACUGAAGAUCCUAUUGGACAGACUGCUCAGUGUACUGACCCGGGAUCAGGUUCUAUACAUUCUAAACAGUCUGGGGUGGACCCUUCAAGAUUACUGUAGAGGAUACAUACUACAGAACUCUUCCGGCAGCGUAUUGGAGCGUUGGACAGUGGUCUGUCAUAAGGAAGAGAUUGUGACUCUACAACAGUUCCUGAGGUUCGGAGAAACGCGGACAAUCGUAGAGCUCAUGACCUUUCAGGACUCGCUGGGAAAUGACGUCUCUGGUCCCUCCUCCUCCCGGACGGUCUCCAACAUCCAAGCGUUCAUUGAGAGCAGCAGGCAGAGCGGACAUUUUGAGAUGGGCAGUCCUGGCAUUCCGGCGACUGGGCACCAUUUUGAGAAGGGCAGUCCUGCCAAUCUCCACCAUUUUGAUAACUUUCCUGCCAGUCUCUCUAUGCUCCUCCCAUUCCAGUUCCAUAGCCCCUCCCCCUUGCAGGGUUUGGCCCCUCCCACCAGGCUGGGUGGACUACGGAGGCCCGGGAGGGUCAAACGGAGCGAAGGACCACAGCACCAGUCAGAAAGCAGCGUGUCUGAGUCUGGGUCUCUGUCUGUGUCUCCAUACGGUAAGCUGGUGAGUCCGGUACCGGCUGCCGUUAACGGUCUAGGAGGAGAAAUAGGAAACGGAACUGGAACCAAGACAAUGGAACCUAAACCUGAACACAACGAGUCACCGAAGAGGUCGUCGUCAGGGCAACCACACCGUGACCAUGACCAGCAGCAGCCGGCCGGUAACCAUGACGAUCAACGCCUCCCCCGUCGUCGACUCAGUUAUCUAGGCUGGCUCUUCCCAGAAGUCUCGCCCUCCCUCCGUAAGGGCAGGGUUUGCUGUGGUGCCUGCGACAAGAGCUUCUAUGACAAAGGAACCUUGAAGAUCCACUACAACGCGGUACACCUGAAGAUUAAGCACAGGUGCACUGUGGACGGGUCCCCCCACCCAGAGCCAGACAAACCCUCCAGCCCAGACCCCCACAGGGGGCCCAUCUUCCCCAGGACAGGGUAUCCCUCAGUGGGCAUCACUGCUCCUCUGUCCUCCUUUCAGACCCAGCUAUUGGUUUCUUCUCUGGGAGAAGUCCAACCACUGUCUCAGUUCUACCGUGCUACACGACAGACCUCCCCUCUUCCCUCCUCCUUAUCUCUGUUGGACCAAUUGGCUUCUUCCUCCGGGUCAGUGGGAGGGGCCAAGGCUCUCAGGUCAUCCAAUCAAGGAGGUUGGUGUACUUCCGCUGAUCCCGCCCUCAAGAAGAAACCCCGGAAGUCUAGCAUGCCUCUUAAGAUGGAGAAGAAAGUAACUGUCUCAACGGAGGAGUGCAGACGACAGGGGGAGGAAGAGGAGAGAGAGGAAGAGGAGGGAGAAGGUAAUAGGACAGAGGCUGUUUAA